AUGAUUUGUGCGGCGACUCGUCUCGUUUCACUGUUUCGAUCCUCGAAAGCUCUUCUGACGAUUGGCAUCAUGAGAGCCAAUGACGGCGCGUCGAUCCGUUUAACCGUACCUGAACCGUCUGACUCGGCGUACCCAACGCUUCAAUCAGUCUCGCCACAAUACUCUUCACCUUCUCCGUACUAUCAAUAUAUUGAGCCAACGUUCCCAACAACACCACCAAUCCCUGUCGUCUGUUAUCAUCCGUUGCCGGCGUCUCAUCGGACAUUUGCUCCAAAAGUGGGAGGAGCCUAUUCAUACACGCGGCUCCGUGACGACGAAUCGUCUCGACAGCGGCGUUUCGGAGCUCAUUUCGACACUCGGCACAGCGAUCGGACAGUCCGUCGGGAGCAACGAUUCGAAUGA
Molecule: messenger RNA, 402 nt
Organism: Caenorhabditis remanei
Lineage: Eukaryota; Metazoa; Nematoda; Chromadorea; Rhabditida; Rhabditidae
Exons: 2
Coding region: 1-402 (133 amino acids)
Source: RefSeq, a predicted model, not a curated record